CUCUUCCUUUGUCUUUCCCUUUCACUCCAACUCAAACACUUGCCAUCAUUCUCUCUCUUUCUCUCAUAUCUCUCUUCAACCAAAACCUUCUUCCAAAGCAUGUUGAUUCCUCAUCCAUCAAUGCUAGUUGCACCACAAAACAACAUCCAAGUUCAACCAUUGAACUUGGAUGCACCUCUUUCAAACCACACCAACAUACCCACUGAGUUUGUGUGGCCUGACAAUGAGAAACCAUGUCUUCAGCCACCAACACUCAAGAUUCCACCCAUUGACAUGAAGGCCUUUCUCUCAAACGAUCCACAGGCUGUGGCAAAAGUUUGUGCAGAAGUCAGUGAGGCAUGCAAGAAGCAUGGCUUCUUUCUUGUUGUCAACCAUGGAGUUGACAAGAAGCUCCUGGAGAAAGCUCAUAAGCUCAUAGACACUUUCUUCUGCAUGGACCUGCCAGAGAAGCAGAAGAUGCAGAGAAAGUUAGGAGAACACUGUGGCUUUGCUAAUAGCUUUAUAGGAAGGUUCGCCUCCAAACUUCCUUGGAAGGAAACCCUUUCUUUCCAUUACUCUAAUGAUAAAUCCACCAGAACUGUUGAGGACUAUUUUCUAACUUCCAUGGGAGAAGAUUUCAAGGAGUUUGGGAGUUUUUUUCAAGAGUACUGUGAAGUGAUGAGCAAUCUGUCUCUUGAGAUCAUGGAGCUUUUGGGAAUGAGCCUCGGAGUAAGCAGAGAAUGUUUCAGAGAUUUCUUCGAAGACAAUGAGUCUGUUAUGAGGUUGAACUACUACCCACCAUGCCAAAAACCUGAGUUAGCCUUAGGAACUGGACCUCACUGUGACCCUACUUCCCUAACCGUUCUCCACCAAGAUCAAGUCGAGGGCCUCCAAGUCUUUGUCGACGGAAGAUGGUGCUCUGUCGCCCCAAAAGAAGAUGCUUUCGUUGUCAACAUUGGCGACACAUUUAUGGCUCUUUCCAAUGGGACAUUCAAGAGUUGCUUGCAUAGAGCUGUUGUGAACAACCAGAUUGUGAGAAAAUCUCUUGCUUUCUUCCUUUGUCCAAAACAAGACAAAGUGGUCACUCCUCCAAAGGAACUAAUUACCAAAGAGAAUCCAAAGAAAUAUCCAGAUUUCACAUGGGCAACUCUUCUUGAAUUCACACAGUUACAUUACCGGUCUGACGAGGAAACACUUGAUGCCUUCUCGAAAUGGUUACUAGAGAAAAACAAGUGAAAAGGUGGCCCCGACCACUGUUCCAUGACCAACAACACUCUAAACUUAGCUUUAACUUGUAUCUGUUUCUGUGAGGAAGAUGACAUCAUUUGAAGUUAAGAAGAGUGUUUUUGGUGGGCUGGUUCUCAAGAACAAGAUAAAAUAAAGAUCAGUAAAUGUUGUUAGUGUUGGGAGAAUAAGUGCAAAUGGAAGAACUAAGGCCAUCUUUUUAGGAAUAAAGAGUUUAUUUUAUGUAGUUGUCACUACUAAUGCAUUACUAGUUGUCUUAAACUUUGUUCUAAUUUCCUGUUAAGCAUAUCAUGUCCAACUUUUAAUUAUUCAAUAAAUUGCUUUGCAUUUCUGUCA
Vigna radiata var. radiata (mung bean) is the source of this 1560-nucleotide messenger RNA. Its product is annotated as gibberellin 20 oxidase 2. Gene Ontology annotation, molecular function: gibberellin 20-oxidase activity. The record is from RefSeq and is a predicted model, not a curated record. Lineage: Eukaryota; Viridiplantae; Streptophyta; Magnoliopsida; Fabales; Fabaceae. The transcript is spliced from 3 exons. The coding region runs from base 100 to 1215 and encodes 371 amino acids. Gene Ontology annotation, biological process: response to light stimulus; gibberellin biosynthetic process; unidimensional cell growth.